This is a messenger RNA of Amorphotheca resinae ATCC 22711, 1207 nucleotides long. RefSeq lists its product as hypothetical. The record is from RefSeq and is a predicted model, not a curated record. NCBI's taxonomy places the organism in Eukaryota, Fungi, Ascomycota, Leotiomycetes, Helotiales, Amorphothecaceae. The transcript has a single exon. The coding region runs from base 141 to 968 and encodes 275 amino acids.
GGUGCUUGAUUAUUUGUUUAUAAGAUUUGGAUUUGAUUUUGUUGAGUUGAGUUAAUUUGAGUUGAAGUUGAAGUUGAGUCUCACUCCCAAGACAAAGACGAGACGAAAACACAUCAUUUUAUAAUCGUUUCAAGAGGACGAUGACGAAGACCAAACAUAAAUCUGGAUAUCGAGAUAGGGAGCAGAGUCUCUCUUCAUCCUCAUCCUCAUCCUCAUCCUCAUCCUCAUCUUCAUCUUCAUCAACCGUCCCAAAUCCAGCUCCACGAUGUGCUUCCCCCACCCGCUCUCGCUCCCGCUCCCCCUCCGCCUCCACAUCCAGCUCUUCCUCUUCCUCGCGCUCUUCCUCAACCCCCCCACCAAACCAACCCAAACACAAACACACACACAAACCCAAGCACCCCUUUUUCUCCCUCCUCUCCAGCGCUGAAUCUCUAUAUUCGAAACAUAUGCUGCACGCACACCAGCGUCGCAAACUAGCUCUUGAGAUUCGGGAGCUUGAGGCGCAUUCUCGCCAGAGACGGGAUCGAGAUCCUCCUAUUUCUCAGCUGCGGAGGAGAAGUCGUGAAUACACAUCCUCAUCUCCAUCCCCAUCCCCGGCCCUGUCCCAUACACAUACACAUACGCAUACGCAUACGAAUCAGCCGCAACAGCAACAUACCCUCCUCCACGCAGCCACAGCCUCCCUAAUCGCCGGCGCCGCGACAGCUUAUGACCAGCGACCUCGACCUGGGGAGGAGCGGGGAGAGAGGAAGGAAUGGGAUGAAAAGGGAAAGAAGAAGAGAAAAAGAAAAAGGAAAAGGAGGGUGUUGAUGGCGGCGGGGGUGGCGGCGCUUACGUAUUUGGUGGUGAGGAAAGGGGAGAAGGAGAGGGAGAGUGCGGGGGAAAUGGGUGUCGAGGUGCCGGUUGCGGUUUUGGCGGGGUUGGGGGCGGAGGGCGUGGUUUGGGGGGAUGAGGAUAGGGAUGGAUGAGAGAGAAGGGCUUCUUUCUGAUCAUAUUGGUAUAAAGGGGUGUAGAGAACUAUGAUCCGUCCCCCCUUUUUUUAACCGAGGACUGCUAUUUCUUGAUACACGCUGGGAGUAUAAAGCGUAGCAGACGCCCUCCCACAACCAGACCAUCUUUAGUAUGGAAAUGGAUAUCUAUUUUCAAUUCGAUACAACCGCUUUCACGCCUCUCCCAGACCGAAUAGUACGAAAUCUCUCAACGCCUG